AUGGCUAGGAAAUCUAAAAGAAAUUCCAAACAACAAGUACUCACAAACACAAAUGAAAAAAAAACUUCAGGACCAAUCUCUAAUCAGCUACUAACGAGUUUAUUGGAUAAAAGAGCUAAGGGGAAAAAUCAAUUCAAUAACGGUACUAAAGAGAUAAAAGAAGCUGACCUUUCUAAGUAUAAGACAGAGUUCCAAAAUAUUUUUAAAGCGUUCUCUUCAUCUCAAGAGGAAAAGGUUCUUUUAACUAAUGAAAAAUCUCUUACCAAGACUGAAAUAAUCUCUGAUGAAGUAGAUACUUUAACUGAUGAAGAUAGUAAAGAGGCAGAUAAAUCCAAUAAAGAUUAUUUAGAUGGCAGUGAAUAUGAAAAAGAAAUCUCAAGAAAUAAAUUGCGUAAAAUUUCAAAAGUUACAUUGGCAGAGUUAAAGAGCUCUGUUCCAUACCCACAAGUUAUCGAAUGGUACGAUUGCGAUGCUCAUUACCCAUUAUAUUUAGCUGAUAUAAAGUCUUCAAAAAAUAUAGUUCCAGUACCAUCUAAUUGGCAAGUUAAGAGGGAAUAUCUUUCUGGUAGAUCAUCUUUGGAGAAAAAGCCAUUUGACCUACCUGAUUUAAUUAAAGAGACAAAAAUAGAAGAGAUGAGAAAUAUACUUAAUGUUACAAAUGAAGAUGAAAAGUCACUUAAAGAGUUAUCAAGAGCAUCUGUUCAACCUAAAACAGGCUCGUUAGACAUUGAUUUAAAAAAUCUACACGAUAUUUUUUUUAAAAUUGGAGUUAAUUGGAAGCCUAAAUCCAUGUUAUCAUUCGGAGAUCUGUAUUAUGAGAAAAGGAAUUUAGAUUUCGAGGAAAAAUGGAAUAGUUUAGUGGAUGAAAAGAAACCUGGUAAAAUAAGUGAUGAUUUGAGAAAUGCAUUAGGGUUACAGGAAGGUCAAUUACCUCCAUGGUGUUUAAAAAUACAACAGAUAGGACUUCCGCCUUCAUAUCCAAAUUUUAAAAUUGCUGGAAUAAAUUGGGAUAUCAAAAAUAUUUCUGAUAAUAUAUAUGGCACUAAUGAUAUCUUAAGUUCUAGAAAAUCCAAAACAGGAAAUUCAAUAUUUGGGGAACUUAUGAAGGUAGAAUAUAAUAAUGAUAACGUAGCUGAUGAAGCCGGACCGGUGGACCCAACUCUUGCUAUAUACGAAGACAAUGACCUUGCACUAGAUGAGGCAAAAACUAAAGUUCAUGAUGAACAAAAUAUGGCAAAACCAUUAGAACAUAUAACUGGAUUAUCCAAUGUCACAGAUAAGAAUAAAAGUUUAUACAAGAUCAUUAAUGAAAGCAAUGCAAAAAAUCCCGACAACCGCAUAGCGCCAAGUACAAGCUAUCAUUUAACUGAAAACCUGAAUGUCAGUGAUCCUGAGAUUGAGAUCAAUAACAUAAAUAAAAUCAAAGACGAAAAUGAAGAAUAUUCUAAGAAAUUUAAGUUUUAA
Tetrapisispora phaffii CBS 4417 is the source of this 1464-nucleotide messenger RNA. It is a transcript of the gene CUS1, whose product is annotated as U2 snRNP complex subunit CUS1. The coding region runs from base 1 to 1464 and encodes 487 amino acids. NCBI's taxonomy places the organism in Eukaryota, Fungi, Ascomycota, Saccharomycetes, Saccharomycetales, Saccharomycetaceae. Gene Ontology annotation, cellular component: precatalytic spliceosome; nucleus; U2-type spliceosomal complex. The record is from RefSeq and is a predicted model, not a curated record. The transcript has a single exon. Gene Ontology annotation, biological process: mRNA splicing, via spliceosome.